AUGUCAACACCAUCAGCAACAUCCACAGCCCUCAUAACCUACGAACUCCUCGAACGCAUCCUCCUGCACACCCCCAUCCACACCCUCUUCACAACCCGCCGCGUCUCCAAAACCUGGCUCUCACUCCUCAACCGCUCCCUCCCCCUCCAACAAGCCAUGUUCCUCGUCCCUUCCGCUCCAGCAAUCAGCCCAACAGAGAGCACAUACAACGACCACUCAGGCCGCACGCGCACAAUCUACCCCUCGCAACCCCUCCAACUAAAUCCCAGCGGCGAUAUCAUCGGCUUGGUAAACCAACCUGCGGGAAGAGGCCACAGAGCGCCCCUUGUGACCUUCGGCCUCUCCGACCAGAACCUGUUCCUGGAGUUUGAGAUCGAAGGCAUUCCCAUCUACGACGAGAAGCUCUUGGCUGAGGAGGCGUCGUGGAGGGGGAUGCUGGUCACGCAGCCGCCGAUUACGGCGGUGCAUUUCCGGCUCAUCAGACGUGAUCCGCGGAGAGGCGUGAUGACGAUCUUCAAUCCAAAAGGGGUGACGUUUGGGGAUUUGCAAGACAUGUCGGGGGAGUUUAAGAGGGGGUUUGAGAGGCCCGGGGAGGAUAAGGAGGUCAGGUAUGAGGGGUUGAGUUUUUGUUUGUUUCAUCCUUUUACGGAGGAUCAGAUGGAGGAGGCGUGGUGA
Messenger RNA from Zasmidium cellare ATCC 36951, 675 nucleotides. RefSeq lists its product as uncharacterized. Gene Ontology annotation, molecular function: protein binding. The record is from RefSeq and is a predicted model, not a curated record. Lineage: Eukaryota; Fungi; Ascomycota; Dothideomycetes; Mycosphaerellales; Mycosphaerellaceae. The transcript has a single exon. Bases 1 to 675 code for a protein of 224 amino acids.